AUGGAGCAUGACUCAUCAUCAGCUGACCCCCAAACCAAAGAUUUUACCAUUGAGCCGCGUCUUAUUCUAUGCUGCGAUGAGUGCGGGGAAUGCUUCGCGUCGCCCGAUUACCUCGGAAGGCACCAACGCAAUAGGCACAGGGAAAGAAUUCCGGGCAAGCAUCAGUGUGCCUACUGCUCGUACUCCAGCAAUGAUAGGCAUCGAGUAACUUCUCACGAGCGGACGCACACGGGCGAGAGACCGUUCGUGUGCAAGAUCUGUAAGAAAGGCUUCGCGCAGCUGUGCACCCUGGCCGCCCACAUGGACACCCACAACGACCAGAGGCCGCACGCGUGCGGACUCUGCGACAAGCGCUACCGCAGCUCCUCCUCCCUGGCCGCCCACCGGAGACUGCACACUCGAGACGCGAAGCCCUACGUGUGUCCCGAGUGCCUCAAGGGAUUCAAUCAGCGGUGCGUUCUGCUGCGACACCUGGGGACGCACUCGGGACUCAAGCCGCACGUCUGCGACGUGUGCGGACAACGGUUUACUCAGAGUGGCAGCGCGAACAGGCACAGGCGCUCGGCGCACAGCAAGCAGGCGCCGGUACCUGCCAAAGAGUAAGAAGCUGGCAUCGAGCGUGCGCCGUCAUAUAGGGCCAGUUUGCGUACGUGCUUGGGUGGUGCUACUCGACAUUGUUCUGCCACACCGGACGCGGCGUUCUAAUAGCUCAGCUGUGUGAAGUACGUGGACGAUUCGGUAACCAUGGCCUCGAGGAUGUCACAGUAAAGGCCGUACGUUAAUGAUCGCGAAUCCUCCAAUUUAAACAUGACGACCUCGGUGUCCGCCGGAAGACUUUGGACAGACAUUCGUUGCUUUGUUUGAACCUGGACUGCUU
Dermacentor silvarum is the source of this 877-nucleotide messenger RNA. RefSeq names its product zinc finger protein 394. NCBI's taxonomy places the organism in Eukaryota, Metazoa, Arthropoda, Arachnida, Ixodida, Ixodidae. The transcript is spliced from 3 exons. Gene Ontology annotation, cellular component: nucleus. The record is from RefSeq and is a predicted model, not a curated record. Bases 1 to 603 code for a protein of 200 amino acids.